Molecule: messenger RNA, 864 nt
Organism: Bufo gargarizans (Asiatic toad)
Lineage: Eukaryota; Metazoa; Chordata; Amphibia; Anura; Bufonidae
Product: tripartite motif-containing protein 16-like
Exons: 1
Coding region: 1-864 (287 amino acids)
Molecular function (GO): protein binding
Source: RefSeq, a predicted model, not a curated record
AUGGCAGAAAAGAAAGCGCUGAGCGAGAUCUCCAGGCAGGAGGAUAAGAUUGUGUCCCAGAUAUCUGAUCUGAUCAAGAAGCUGGAAAUAGAGGACGACGAGCUGUCCAGGAUGAUGGGUCACGUGGAGGAGAUGUGUCAUGUCACCGACCCAAUAAGAUUCCUACAAGAAAGUGACAUUACAGUAUGUGGUCGUGGAGAUGUUGAGGACACAGGGGGAGAUGGUGGAGAGGGCAGGUCUGAGGAUGAUCUGGAUGAGGUUCUGAUCUCACUGACCUUACACCGAUCUAUGAGGGAUAUUGUCACCAAUGUCACAUCAGAGCUCGGGCUCCAUGUUCCAGACAUAUUGCUGGAUGAGGACACUGCUCAUAGACAUGUGAAAAUAUCAGAAGAUCGGAAAACAGCAACAGAAGAAGAAGACGAGGAAAGAGAACAGGACAGACCAGAAUCACCAGGAAGUUUCCUGUAUUGGGACCAGGUGUUAAUCAGAUGUGGCCUCUCCUCAGGAAGACAUUACUGGGAGGUAGAGUGGAACCAGAUAGGAACAUGUGGCAUCGGACUGUCCUAUCCCAGUAUAGAAAGGAAAGGAGAUGAGUCUGGUAUUGGAUGUAAUGAUAAAUCUUGGUGUCUGGAAAUGUCUGGUGCAGGAUGUGCAGUGUAUCACCGCUCAGUCAGAUCCCCCCUCAGUGUAGAUACAACAUGUCCUAGACUUGGCGUCUAUCUGGACUAUGAGGCCGGGCGUCUGUCCUUCUAUCAGCUGUGUGACCCCAUGAGACACUUACACAUCUUCACCGCCUCCUUCUCUCAACCCCUACAUGUUGCCUUCUAUGUGCGGGAUGGAGCCUCUGUUAGAAUAAUAAGCUGA